ACCAUUUCAACUUUGUUGAUAUAUCCAAAUUAUUACACUGUUAAAAACAACUGCUUUGCCGCGUUGUGGCCCAGUCCUCCCGGCGUCAUAUCAGGGGGGAGUUGUUGUUUUUUUUCUCGUCCUAUCUCCAAGAGUUUUUCUCCGCUUUCUACAGUUUUACUCCCUCGACAAAAAACUAAUAAUGAUACCAAUCCCAAUUUGACUCGGAAACUGUAGACGACCCUUUGCUCAGUCAUCAAUAUUGUUUCCUUUUUUAAAGUUAUUUCUAAUCAGAUCGACACAAGUAAAGAUCCGUGCGACGAUUUUUAUGCGUACGCGUGUGGAGGAUUCAUCAAAACGCACCAGCUCAAUGAAAAUCAGAGUUCCAUCGGUGGCUUUACAAUCGUUAAUGACGAUAACAUGAAAGUUUUGCAACAAGCGAUGGUGAAUGCCUCCGCCAAAUACAACCAGAGCUCGUUCAUUUUGAAAACCGUCAAGAUUUAUGAUUCAUGCCUGAACACAUCUGCCAUUGAGAGUCGUGGAAGUUCGCCCCUGGAAAAACUGAUAGAACUUUAUGGUGGCUGGUCAGUGACUGGAAAGGGAUUGAAUGCAUGGACAGUGCCAGAAAAAAUGGGGCGAGUCUUGAGAGACUUGAACGUUCAGACGUUGCUGCGGGCCAGUGUGGGUACAGACUUCGAGGAUUCCAGUCAACAUAUUCUUAAUCUCAAUAUUGCCUCAUUGGGGAUGAGUUUUAAGUAUUAUUUCGACCAGAAAGACCGCAGUAUAAAGGUCCGUGAGGCGUACAAGACUUAUAUGAAAACUAUUGCCAAGCUGCUUGGAGGAGGGCCUUUUUCAGAUUCUAAAAUGGAUGCCAUAUAUGAUUUUGAAAGCGGCAUUGCUGAGUCAGUGGAUCCUGACACAGUGUCUGAGGAUUUAAUAGAAUCCCUUAUGGAACAUCACAGAUCUGGGCGAUCAUUAGACGACUUGGACCAGACGAUUGAAGAGUUCUGGUUAGACUCAGAUUUUGAAACAAGUUUCGUGACGGAUUUCCUGAAUUCUGCAUUUUACAACCAAGGAGUAACUUUCAGUUCGUACGAUAAGGUCUAUUAUCCUCAAUCAGACGUUUACAAAGACGUAUUUAAAGCGAUGGCGAGCCAAUACCAAAAUAAAAACAAACAAACUGUUAAGGAUUACAUCAUGUGGCGUGUCAUUGACAGCUAUGUGAUGUCAAUGCCCGACAACUUUUUGCAAGCAAAAUUAAAAUAUUUGAAAGCAGUGUCAGGAUUGUUAGCGGAAAAUAAAAGAUGGUCUGACUGUCUGGAAAUUAUGAUGUCGCCAAUGAGCUUUACUCUCGGUCGUUUGUACGUGGACGCGAAUUUUGACGAAAGUACUAAAACGACGGUGAAGGACAUGACUACACGCCUUCGCCAAAGUUUUAUUGAUAAUUUGGAUGACUCAGAUUGGAUGGAUUCCAGUACAAAGCAAUCGGCUAAGGCAAAGGCGCAAGCAAUCAAAGAGGACAUUGGUUACCCCGCUUUCAUCAAACACGACAAAAAACUCGACAAGCAGUACUCACUACUGAGUGCAGGAGAAGAUUAUUUUGAAAACACCGUGUCAAUGAACAAAUUUAUCGUUCAGAACAAUUUUGCUGUUCUUAGAGAACCAGUCGACAAGGACAUGUGGAUGGAAAGUCCUGCACAAGUAAAUGGAUAUUACAGUCCACAGCAAAACCGGAUAGUAUUUUUGGCUGGAAUUCUACAAUCUCCAUUUUACAGAAAGUACUGGCCAAAGUACAUUAACUAUGGGUCAUUAGCAAUGGUCAUUGGACAUGAAAUCACCCAUGGAUUUGACAGCCAAGGGCGGCUUUAUGAUAAGGAUGGCAAUGUGAAAAACUGGUGGUCAUACUCUUCGACAUACAAUUUUGACGAGAAAGCCCAAUGUUUGGUGAAUCAGUACAACAACUAUGACGUAUUUGGGACACCUAUAGAUGGUAAACAGACACUGAAUGAGAACAUAGCUGAUAAUGGUGGAAUAAAGCUUGCUUAUGAUGCAUAUCAGUCGUGGGUUAAAGACAAUAAAAAGGAAGGACAACUGCCUGACUUGGGUUUGAGUGUGGAUAAACUGUUUUUCAUAGGAUUUGCUACGCCAUGGUGUAGUGUCUACAAGAAGGAAGCAGCUCUUUCCCAAGUAGCACGUGACGUACAUUCCUUUCCAAAAUACAGGGUAAUUGGUCCGCUGUCCAAUUUCAAAAAGUUUGCAGAUGCUUAUAGCUGCAAAAGCGGAAAAGGAAUGGACCCGAGUAACAAGUGCUCUGUGUGGUGAUCACGUGGUAGCAGUCUAACCUGCUUAUGAUAUAUUUGGCAGCCGUUCCGAGAGUUCAUAGAAAAUCAAAGCAAAAAUGUUGCUUUUACUUUUAAAAAAUACAUUAGUUUGUGUAGCUAAUUGCCUGAUUAAUACUAGCAUUAAGUUUUUUUGCGUUUCAAACGCCAUUCAAAUGGUAUAUAGAAGCUUGGAGUAGAAAUUUUGUUUCUAAAUCUAAGGUAAUGUAAUCAACCAUUAGCUCUCAUAUUGUGCUAGUAAUAGGCGAAUAAAGUUAUUUGUUUGUUAA
Molecule: messenger RNA, 2587 nt
Organism: Stylophora pistillata
Lineage: Eukaryota; Metazoa; Cnidaria; Anthozoa; Scleractinia; Pocilloporidae
Product: endothelin-converting enzyme 1
Biological process (GO): protein processing
Cellular component (GO): plasma membrane
Molecular function (GO): metalloendopeptidase activity
Source: RefSeq, a predicted model, not a curated record